Messenger RNA from Toxotes jaculatrix (banded archerfish), 2100 nucleotides. RefSeq names its product dynein axonemal assembly factor 2 (gene dnaaf2). The transcript has 2 exons. The record is from RefSeq and is a predicted model, not a curated record. Gene Ontology annotation, cellular component: cytoplasm. Gene Ontology annotation, biological process: axonemal dynein complex assembly. Lineage: Eukaryota; Metazoa; Chordata; Actinopteri; Toxotidae. Bases 1 to 2100 code for a protein of 699 amino acids.
AUGGAGAUCGGAGAAAAGCUGAGAGAACUGAACAUGACAGUGGAUGAAACCGAAAGACUCACAAAAGCUUUCAAGGACGAGAAAUUCAGGGAAAUGCUGCGCGAUUACGCCCGAGAAAUAUCAGACCCCGAGAAUAAGAAAAGGUAUGAAGAGGAAAUCAAACUUUUGGAGCAGGAGAGAGGAAACAGCAUCGAGUUUAUCCACCCGAAACCGUUUAGAGCUCUCAGGAUGAGGGUCACCGACAAGCAGAAGUGUUUUAUCAAUAUCUGUGCCAAUGAUAAAGUUGGAAAGCCUGAAUUUAAGGUUGGUGUAUCGGAGGAUGGCCGCAGAGGGCAGUGCUGGUCCCUACCUCACAGUCUGCACCCAGGGAGACAAGACACGGAUCCAAAAGGGAUCAAAAUCAUGAUCUAUGAUGUUAUUUUCCACCCUGACACUCUCCACAUAGCGAGCAAAAACAAGAGAUUCAUGGAUAUGGUGGACAGCACAGCCAUUCAGGGAAUCCAGGAUGCUUUUAAUGUGACUCUGGACAAAAACAAUGUGCGAGAGAUGAAUAUCAAGUACAAGGGCACCCCUCAGCCUUGUGUCAUCCGAAAACCCAUACCUGGAUACAAAGCCAAGGAGCCCUCAGAGAAACCUGACCCUCUUGCCUUCCCAUACCCUGAUGAUUGGUCCUUGCAAACCAAGCCUACAGAUUCACCUGCAACUAAAAACAGCAGUGAUGCCAAACCUAAAAGCUUCCACAUCCAGCCUCAGAAAACCAAAGAGCCAACAAAGCCGAACUACACAGUGAAAUAUCGAUCUUUUGUUGACCUGCAGGACUUCAGAUGCUCCCGAGACUCAGCCAGGAGCCCUAGGCCCAAAGAGAUAGUGGUCACCAUCGACCUGCCGCUGCUGAAGUCCGUUUCAGACACCAGCCUUGAGGUAAAUGAAAAAAGCCUCCUGCUGGAGUCCAAGAAACCAGCUUACAGACUGGAGCUGCCUUUAGCCUACACUGUGGAUGAAGACAAAGGGGAGGCCAAGUUCAACAAACAGAGAGGACAGCUGAUGGUCACACUGCCUGUUCUUCCAUGUAAAGAGGCUUUUAAUUUUGCCUCAGGGCCUGCUACGACUGUUAGUGAUGCUCAGAGUGUAGGUGAUAAUGAAGGGGAGGGGAAGGACAGUGAGGAGGGCAAAUGGAAGGAACAGGAGAUGGGAGGUAAGAAAGGUGAGGAGGAACAAAGAGAAGUUGAGGAGAAGGAUCUGAAGCAACAUACAAGGGCAGAGAAAGGUGAAGACGAGGAAGGAGAGGAGCAGAUGAGGAAAGGCCAGGAAGGUGUAGAAGAGGAGGAAAGUGUAGUGAAUAAGGAGGAAAAGUGGAGAAAGCAGGAGAGAGAAGGAGGAAAAAGGGAAGACGAAGGAGAACUGGAAAUUGGUGUGGAGAAGGAGGCAGAAUGGAAGAAGUUGAACAGAAAAGAAAGAGGAGGAGAGGAUCACCAAAGUGACAAGAUUUAUGAAAGUGGAGUAGAGGAGGAAGAGGAUAAAUUGAAAAAGCAGAAACAAGAAAAUGAGAAAAAAGAUGUAAAACUGACUGAAAACCAGUCCAUUUUAAUCACUGCCGAACACCCCUGUGGCAUAACAGAGGAGGAAGAAGUAAAUCUGAACAGUUCUUUGGAGUCAACACCUAAAAUGAAGACUAAAGACAUCAAAGAGGAGACUGAAAAGACAAAAGAAAACAUACAAGGAAAUGUGCAGCUGGAAGCAGAUGCUGCAUUUCUGGAUCACACAUCCAGUGAGGAAUCCCACACCGCUGCUGCUGUGUCUCCCACACCACCUAUGGCAAAGGACUCCUGCAUUUCCCAGGAGACUGAAGUGCCUCCAACAGAUGAAGCAGAUGAGUCCAGUACAGGGGUUUCAGGCUUGGGAAGGCAGGAAGAGAGGGAGGACAUGGACGAGGAUGACCAGCCUGCAGAGCAGAUCUCCCAAACCCCAGAGCAUGACAGCAAGCCACCGUCUGCCUUACUGAGGGAAAUCGAUAAAGAUGGAAACGAAAAGGUGAUCAGUGAUCAUUCCACUUCUGCUGGCUUCACCUUCCAAAACACCCUGAUCUAUGAACUGGACUGA